Messenger RNA from Oreochromis niloticus (Nile tilapia), 3411 nucleotides. It is a transcript of the gene st7l, whose product is annotated as suppression of tumorigenicity 7 like. Gene Ontology annotation, molecular function: protein binding. NCBI's taxonomy places the organism in Eukaryota, Metazoa, Chordata, Actinopteri, Cichliformes, Cichlidae. The transcript has 15 exons. Bases 39 to 1688 code for a protein of 549 amino acids. The record is from RefSeq and is a predicted model, not a curated record.
GUCACGUGACUCCUCUGUUUACAGACAUCCGGAGAAACAUGGAGGACAGCACUGGCAGUAAUCCCCAGUCACCCGGAUUCACAGAGAAACUGAAGUCUUGGCUCUCUUGGUCAUGGACUUAUGUGUGCUUCCUUUGGUUCGGGAUGGUGCUGAUAAUGCUAUACGUCCUGUGGAGUCCGCUGAAACUGCAGGAAACUCUUACCUCAGCUUCAGUGUUUUUAAACACACUGACACCCAAAUUUUACGUGGCUCUCACUGGAACCUCCUCUCUUAUUUCUGGACUCAUCCUUAUAUUUGAAUGGUGGUAUUUUCGUAAAUAUGGGACUUCGUUUAUUGAACAAGUAUCGGUGAGCCACCUGCGUCCUUUGCUGGGUGGAGUGGAAAGCAGCUCCACAACUGGUCUGUUCUCAUCAGUUAAUGGAGAUGCAGAGCCCAGGCCCAGCGUUUCAGAGUGCAAGGUCUGGCGAAAUCCUUUGAAUCUUUUUAGAGGAGCUGAAUAUAACAGGUACACCUGGGUGACUGGGAAGGAACCCUUAACAUAUUAUGAUAUGAACCUAUCUGCUCAAGAUCAUCAGACCUUCUUCACAGGAGACACCCAGCAGUUAAGGCCAGAGGAUGCUGUAAGCCUAGAUGAUCAUCUUCUUACAGUGAUGCAGAAGGCCUGGAGAGAGAGAAAUCCUCAAGCCAGGAUCAGGGCAGCUUAUCAGGCCAUAGAGAUCAACCACCAAUGUGCUGCAGCCUAUGUGCUUCUAGCAGAGGAAGAAGCAACAACUAUCACAGAAGCCGAACGCCUUUUUAAAAAAGCUCUAAGUAUUGCAGGAAAAGAUAUCAACCUUCUAGUAUACAUUAAACGCAGAUUGGCAAUGUGUGCACGCAAGUUGGGGCGAAUUAAAGAAGCAGUAAAAAUGAUGAGAGAUUUAAUGAAGGAGUUCCCAUUGUUGGGAAUGUUAAAUAUACACGAAAACCUCCUUGAGGCUCUUCUAGAGCUUCAGGCAUAUGCUGAUGUGCAAGCAGUCCUUGCAAAAUAUGAUGACAUCAGUUUGCCAAAAUCAGCUACUAUAUGCUAUACAUCUGCACUGCUGAAAGCACGGGCUGUCUCAGAUAAGUUUUCACCAGAGGCAGCAUCCAGGCGGGGGCUAAGCACAGCAGAGAUGAAUGCUGUGGAGGCCAUACACAGAGCCGUUGAGUUUAAUCCCCACGUGCCAAAGUACUUAUUAGAGAUGAAGAGCCUGAUCCUGCCUCCAGAGCACAUCUUGAAGAGGGGUGACAGUGAGGCAGUAGCAUAUGCUUUCUUCCAUCUGCAGCACUGGAAGAGGGCAGAAGGAGCCUUAAACCUACUACACUGCACUUGGGAGGGCACUUUCCGAAUAAUUCCCUACCCACUGGAGAAGGGUCACCUCUUUUACCCCUACCCAGGAUGCACAGAAACAGCAGAUAGGGAACUACUGCCCUCUUUCCACGAGGUGUCUGUGUACCCAAAAAAAGAGCUUCCCUUCUUCAUCCUCUUCACAGCAGGCCUUUGCUCUUUCACUGCCAUGCUGGCCAUGCUCACACAUCAGUUUCCUGAACUAAUGGGUGUCUUUGCCAAAGCGUUCUUCAGCACACUCUUUGCACCCCUGGGUUUCUUCGCAGACAAGAUGGAAAGCUUCAUGCCGUCCAGUUUUUGGCACCAGCUGACUCGGAUCUGACCCCGUCUAACACAGACAAAUGCAUACACACACACACACACACACAGACACACACCAAUACCACUCCAAACCCUUGAACAAAAAGUGUUUGCUCUCCUGUCUUCAGCAUUACUGCCCACUUGCUGCAUUGUUACUGAUUAUGUUGGCUGAAGUUGUAUCAACACAGUAAUACCACUUCUAAGAUGCUCUCCCACACUCUUCCAAUAGUCAGAGUUUUUCCAAGAACACAUUUGGUGAAUACCAUUUGCAACAGUUUCAUAGGGUCAUUAACUUUUGUUAGCAUGGGGAAAUCCUGCAUUUUUCAAUAAUCCAGAAUGCCUCGGUGAGAGGAGCUCCUGAGUUAACUCAGAUUAAAAAAAAGAAAAAUUAAAAUUUGGUUUUGCCUGUGUAUGGAAGAAAAAAUGUGUACAUAAAGGAUCUCCUGCCCAUUUGCAAACACAACAUAUUCUUUUUAUUUGUGUAUAUCAAAAAGAUGCCAUUUCAGUGUGCUAUAUCGACCCUCACACACAUCUAGCAGGGCAGAUUUAAACGUCUGAGGCCUCCUAAAACAGAGGCAGGAUUUAUAACCUCAGAGGGACUGCAGUGUAUACAAUGCCUGUGCAGUUCAACUAUUGUCGCUAAGGCUGGACAUCUCAGCACUACAUCUCUGGGGUAACCACUGCAACAUCAAAAUGUAAAUAGGAUCAUCAGCGGUCAGUUAGGCCUCUUUGGCAUUACUUGUGCACUACAGACUCUUUCAGCUGCUGCCUGACAAAAAUCUUGAGGCAACAAUUGCAGCUAUCAUACUUAAAAUCACACAGCAUAGGCAAUUUCACAUCUCCAAUAACAAUAAAUAAAAUAAUUCUAAAUAUGCUGUUUAAGGUCAACUUGGGGCAAUAACCCUCAUGAUCUAUCAUUAGGCAAACAUGUCAAGUUGGUCACUUCAGCUGCCUGCUGAUAUGCAUUUAGAGUGGGCAGAAUUUCCCUAUUAAACAAAUACUUUACUAAACUUUUGAUGACUGUCUGAACUGGUAUAAUUAAGCUAAUGUUUUCUUCUGUGAAAGGUUGUCUCUUUUGUAUUAAAUUAAAUAUGCUCUAUUAGAUGUAUACAGUGAAAGAUCUUAUUGAAACAUAACAACAGGAAACAAAUGUACCUGUUUUUAAUUCAUAGAAAACUUAUAAAGGUAAUAUAGAAAGUUUUAAAAACCACAAAUUUACUUGGACCUUCUAAAAUAAUUUUCUUAAAUCUCAGGUAUCAGCAUUUCCUCAGAUAUCCUGAAAAGAAAGUGAAAGAUGUUAUAAUAAUUUUAAAAAGUGCCUUUAGAUCAUUACAUAGCUAAACUACUGUGUAGUGAUUAAAAGUCUGUUUGGUAUUUAUUACACCUGCAGUAUGAUAGACUCAGUUUGGAAAAAAAUGCUUAAAGGGUGAUUUUUAUAGAAAUGUUAAAAUAUGGAAUCAGUAUAACAAUGAAAAACAAAAGCAAAAAAAAGGGCAUGCUGGUUAUUAUGCAAGGGAACACACAAACACAUCAUCCAGACCUAGUCCAAACUGUGACUACUUAGACUGUAUUCUGUGUUUUACCUUGAUCUUAAGUAUUUGUCUAUUUAAAUUUGUGACACACAAAGGAUCUUUAGUGUGCAGCUGAAAUUUAACAGUGUGCUGAAGACAGGAGGAUCUGUGAACAACUGUAACUAUGCGUGGAUGAGUUGGAAUGCAAAACAAAAUAAAUUAGUCUUUCAUUGA